Fomitiporia mediterranea MF3/22 is the source of this 3479-nucleotide messenger RNA. RefSeq lists its product as uncharacterized. The record is from RefSeq and is a predicted model, not a curated record. NCBI's taxonomy places the organism in Eukaryota, Fungi, Basidiomycota, Agaricomycetes, Hymenochaetales, Hymenochaetaceae. Gene Ontology annotation, biological process: DNA repair. The coding region runs from base 39 to 3440 and encodes 1133 amino acids. The transcript has 21 exons.
GCUCUCGCGGUGAAUGUUUCUCAAGUACUUAGACCAGCAUGUCAUCUCCAGAAUCGGUUGUAUCGCUUGCGCAACUUCCUAUGUGCUGGGAUGACCGGCGCCUGCUGGAUCACGACCCGUUCAACUUUUUAUUCCAAUUACGUUGGGAGGGUUCCUUGCCCUUCGAGCCCCCUUUUCCUGCGAUGGUGAAGGCUGCUAUAACAACCCAAACAAAAGAAUUUAGUAGAGCUUUUAUUCGGUGGUGCCUUAUUUCGUUCGCGCCACUUUUCGGUGAACCAACUGAGAAUCUACCAGACAUUCAUCAUUUCGUCAAGAACGCGAAGUACUGGGAAUUAUUCGUAGAUGUGUUCUAUGAUCUAUUCUCGGGUAGAGGCACAGGUCAAAAGGCCCUUACUCUCGUAAACAACGCAAGGAAAGAGCUUGGUUUCAAAUACUUCUUUAUCCCGCAACGCUCUAGUGUGAAGCCGAAGGACAGCAUGCAAUCGCCAAGUAUCUUGCCGGACGUAACCGAAGCCUGUGCAGAAAUCCCACCUGUGUCUGCUGGAGUGGACGCGAGAUUCGCUUCCACUCACACAGCUCUGCAAGACAGGCUCCUCGAAUAUGCGGGUGAAAUUGAAACUGCGUCAGAAACUUUCAUGUCAUUGCCAGCUGAAGGUGAUGUCGCUAUUAGCGAAUAUAGUCAGUACAAAAGGCGAACUUCUAGGAGGGUAGCGCCUCCGCAGAAUCAUCUUGCUGGCCUUGGUCGAAACGACAAGGCAGCCGCAGAGAUCAAAUCUCUUCGAGUGAAACAGAAGCGGGCGAGCAAGAAAGGAUCAGUCAGUAAAAGAAAAGGUCGUCGACGUACUGAGAUCCAUGACGAAAAGGUGGUCAGACAUGUCAUAACCUCUGCAUUGGGUUCCGAGAGCGAUGCCAAGGAUAUUGAGUGCGACGCAGAACAGAUCGUAAUGCAGAACAAAAAUGAGCCUUUCGAAGGUUCACACGUUAACCACAAUAUCGAGGAGCCUGGUGCGACUCGGUGCUCGACUGUUCAUGCUGGAAAGGAACACGAUCCCGACAGUAUUUCAGCCUCUACCUUGCCUUUGGGAGCAAUUUCAAUGGAGAAAAUGGAUGAGUCACUAUGGAGAGAGAGAAAAUUGCAAUCAACUAUGGACUAUGAAAUGCUAAACUCUGCAGAUGGCAUAAGUCAACCGGAUUCUAAGAUAGCAGGCGAUGGGGCACAAAAGAAUCUGGUGUCUCAAUUACUGCUGGAAAGCUCUUUCAAUAUCCCUGCUCUCAUACCUACGCAAGCUCCAUGCGGAGCAGUGCCGAGAGAAGUAGAGGAUGCGAUCGAAAUCAUUUCAGUUGGCAAAGGCAUGGAUGAUCUACCAGCUUGUUCUUCACACUUGGUUUUCUGCCAAGAUAACCAGGACGAGACUGGUCGCGAGCCUACUACGAUGAACAAGAAGGUUGUACCACUCAGAGAUGCUGAAGUACCUCUGUCAGUGCUUGAAAACUCUUCGGAUAGCAUGGGUUCUGGGCGCAUUGAACAUGACCGACAUAGGAAGAUGAUGGAAUCGUUCAGCACAAGUCAUUUGCAAUUUAAUUGCCCAAAGCCGCCUCUCCCAAAGGACAGACAGCCGCGAAUAUGGGCGGGGUCACGUCAAGCACUGUGUGAGACUACAGCAUGGUUUCGUUCUUAUCACGGCGGUGUAUACUUCAACGACGGGAAGGCGUAUGGCUAUUUGUUAGGAGGGUAUUCUGCCCAUCGGGAUGUAUUUCACCACGAUGGAAGGAUAAUUAUUUCACACGGUGGUGGAAAGUCUUUGGAUGGGUCUACAGGACAGCGUGACAAAGACCCGUCCGUUCGAGCCUUACUUUACAAUCACAGGAGCGGGCAUCCGCUCGUUUUAAUUGCUGACGAUAAGUAUGUCCUGUUUCCCUUCGAUCUAGGAGAGAAAAUGUAUGUCGUUCUCGGAUUGUACUGGAUUGUUGAUGCUUGGGCCGAAAAAGACGUAUACGAGUCUGAAGGGAAGUUUGGUACUCGUAUUAAAUACAAAUUCGCCUUCCAAUACUGUGACGGUCAGGAAUCGCCGUGGUGGCUCAACUCUGCUUCCGACGCAUCGUUGAGGACAAUUGGCACAACACGACCUCGGCCAGCUGAACAGGUGGACUCGCGACAAGCAUCUGAACUGUGUGUAGUGGACAGCCCAUUUCAGGAAGGCACACCUACCGCCCUACCUAACGAUAGUGCCACGACAUCCGUAUUACCUAUACUUGCUUCAUUUAUUCCCACAAACGGCAUUUGUACCAAGUGCGGAAAGAGCAGUCCGUCGAUAUACAAGCAAGGGUGGAUGUGCCUACAUCCUGAUUGUGAAGACUUUUUCCGAAUAAACUCGGAAGAAAUCUUCUCACUCGAUUAUUUCGAACAAUUCCUCCAACUUCGACCGUGUCCUGAUUUUGGUAAAAUUGAGCUAAGUAUCCCCUCUCCCCUUGUUGGCCCGGUCGAUUCUGCGGACGAAAUCUACUCGACAAGGGGGUUCUGGUGUCCCGAAUGUGGACAGCUAUGCCCUCGGGAGAGAUGGGAAUGCUGGGAAUGUUCGGCCUGUGAGUUCGAAUUACGCGGUCGUGGUGCCUUACCGAUGAGAAGUUACACUGAAUUCAAAAGUCAAGAGUCUAACCUAAAGGGCUAUACUGUGCAUAAAAUAUAUCCUGGAUCUGAAAUAAAGCUGUCUACUCGGAAAUGGCGAUGUCACAGAAACUCAGAAGUUGGACUCAAUUACGUUUUCGAGCUCCCUUGUAAUCGUGGCCGGAUCCACCUUGUCUCCGGAAAUGCACGUGUCAACGACCGUGCAAACACGAUAUUUCGACAAUAUCAGCAAGACGCCGAAAGUAGAUCUUUUCUGAGAAGGUAUCCCUUGCGAAGUCACCAUGCUCGGGGCCGCAUGCUGACAAACUACUUUUCGCACAAUGCUGGAGUGCCAUACGAGUACGCUGUUGUUACGAAUAUCACCGAUACCUUCGACAAGGCUCCCCAGAGCGUCAACGACGCUCUUCAACUUAUCAAGGAUAGAACUUCUCCCGUGAUAGCCAGUGAAGCCAACUUUAACGAGAUUUUGACGGCAGCAUACAUGUCCGAGCAGAAGAUGUCUUAUCACACAGAUGACGAGAGAGGCCUCGGUCCCGUAGUAGCAUCCCUUUCCUUGGGGUCGAUCGCCUACAUGCAUUUUCGAUUGCGGAAGUCUAAAAAUAGCCGUCCUGAUAUGCAACUAAGCCUGGUACUGAGACACGGAGACGUGUUAAUUAUGGAAGGCGCAGAAAUUCAAAAGGCCUAUGAACAUACCGUUGUUCCUAUGAACUUCCGGAUCGCAGCGACAGCACGAUACAUAGAGCAAUAUUCAAAAUAUCCAAGGCAUCCUUACAUAAAUUCUAACUACUCUCUAGAUAUGUCGAUUCAAUCAUAACUUCUUAGCCAAUUUUUUUUCGCACCAUAGCCCAUUCUG